CCCGGAAGCUGUCGUUGGCGGCCGCGGGCCGCGGGAAGCCCGGGUGGAAUCUGGGCUACGGAGCGCAGUCGCCAGUCCCGGCUGCUCCGUCCCGGUUGCUCCGUGUCAGCGGAGGACCCCUAGCCGGAGAAGACACCAUUUUGAGCCCACCACGCGCCCCGGCUCGGUCUGGACGUGCCGCCCUGGCGGUGUGGGACCGGUCCAGUCCGGCCCGGCCCUCGGCGUCAGUAAGUGUUCGGGAAGAGACCUCCUAAGGCCCGCACUGCCUUCCGGAGGCUCUCGACCCCGACACUAUGAGAGCCCCGGAGCGCGGGCGGGAAGCAGAACUGCUCCUGUCGCUUUGCGGUGCCUGUAGGACAUCGAGGGCCCAGAACCUUGGCCGGGGUCGCGAUUAGCACCCCAGAUUUCCUAGUAUCAGGGACGAAGUUAUGCCCCAUUCCCCAACACCGAAAUAAAAUAGAAAGAGGGCAGUCAUCUGGGGCAGUCCCGUCAUCCUUUCAACCAUGCAGGCAGAAACAGUGUCCUCGCUACAAAAGACCUCAGCUGUGUCCAGCUAUGGCCUCAGUGACCUGCUCAGUAGCCGGAAGCUGAUGGCUGUCGGGGUCGUGCUUGGCUGGCUCUUGGUCAUCCACUUUCUGGUCAAUGUGUGGCUUCUCUGCCUUCUGUCUGCGUCGUUCAUGGUGCUGGGAGGAUGGCUGGGCUCCAACGCCAUUGUGGGGGCUUCAGGUCGACUGCACCUGGAACGUUUCAUCCCAAUGGCCAUCUGCCCCCCAGACCCCGAGGCAGAGAGACAGCUGGAACAGGAGAUCAACCGCACCAUCCAGAUGAUUAUUCGGGACUUUGUGUCAUCCUGGUAUCGCUCGGUGAGCCAGGAGCCAGCCUUUGAGGAAGAAAUGGAGGCGGCCAUGAGAGGACUGGCCCAGGAGCUGCGGAGAAGGAUGGGCAUGGUGGACCGUCACGCUCUUACCCAAAGGGUUCUGACUCUCUGCGGUCGUCACCUGCAGAGCUAUAUUCGGGCAAAGGAGGCUACAGCAGGAAAGCAGAGUGGUACAGUUGAGCAUUCCCAACUCUGGGAGGCGUACUGCAGGGCAACUGUUCCACAUCCUGCAGUACAAAGCUCCAGUGCUGAGGUUAUCUAUACACGCGGGAUUGUGAAUUUGUUGCUUCAAGGUCUAGUGCCAAAGCCCCACUUGGAGACUCGAACAGGACGCCACGUUGUGGUCGAACUCAUUACUUGCAAUGUGAUCUUACCACUGAUCAGCAAGCUGUCAGAUCCUGACUGGAUCCACCUUGUACUCGUGGGCAUCUUUUCCAAGAAGAGAAGUGAUACAGCAGUGGUUAAACCACUCUGCCCAGCCAGUGCCCCCGGACAGCCCUCAGUGCCCACAUCUCUGCCACUGGUCCUUGAGGUACAGAGUCUGCCGGAAGUAAGAGCUCCUUCUCCCGCUGCAGCCCCAGUGCUCCUAAACUGUAAUGAGCCAGAGGGACUGUUGCGCUCCUCCCCAGAAGUUGAAGAAGGCCAUGAAGUUAUAGAGGGAGAUUUGGGUGGAGGGCCCGAAGAAAGGAAACUAGGGAACAGCUCCUCUCAUUUUCUCCAGCCGGAUAUCCGAGGCCCUCUGUUCCUGUGUGGAGACGCAGAGCUGGAGUCUCCACUGUCCGAACUGAGCAGAGAAACCAUCAUGCUCAUGACCCCAGGCACCUUCCUGUCAGACAGGAUCCAGGACGCCCUGUGUGCCCUAGAGGGCUCCCAUUCUCUCGAGUCUAAGGAUGGUGAGGGAUCUGAAGGGACUGAAGGAGCAGAGGCUGAAGAAGGCCCAGGAACAGACACAGAAACAGGCCUGCUGGUCUCCAUGCUGAAUUCCUGCCCAGAUAUCCAGGUUGACACUGCAGACAAGGAGGUAGAGCAAGACGUCACCUCACUUACACCUCUGCUGUCGAGUCCAGAAAGGACCUGCCCGCCACGCCCAUCAUGCUUAAAAAAAGAUCUUACCAAUGGCGUGAGUUCCUUAGACCCUAGUCUGCCACAGGUUCUGCUUUCCUCCUCUCCAACUGGUCCUCUCAGCUCAGCCACCUUCAGCUUUGAGCCCCUGAGCAGUCCAGAUGGCCCAGUUGUCAUCCAGAACCUGCGCAUCACUGGCACCAUUACUGCCCGAGAGCAUAGUGGCACCGGAUUCCACCCAUACACACUCUACACAGUGAAGUAUGAGACAGUCCUUGAUGGGGAGAACAGCAGCGGCCUGCAGCAGCUGGCAUACCACACUGUAAAUCGUCGCUACCGUGAGUUCCUGAAUCUACAGACCCGUCUGGAGGAGAAAUCAGAUCUACGAAAGUUCAUCAAAAAUGUGAAGGGUCCUAAAAAGCUCUUUCCAGAUCUUCCAUUUGGAAACAUGGAUAGUGACAGAGUAGAAGCCCGUAAGAGCCUCCUGGAAUCAUUCCUAAAGCAACUCUGUGCCAUUCCUGAAAUCGCUAAUAGUGAGGAGAUGCAGGAGUUCCUUGCUCUGAACACAGAUGCUCGUAUUGCCUUUGUCAAGAAACCAUUCAUGGUCUCCAGAAUAGACAAGAUGGUGGUGAAUGCUAUCGUGGACACCUUGAAGACGGCAUUUCCUCGCUCUGAACCCCAGAGUCCUACAGAGGAGCUGAGUGAGGCUGAGACAGAAAGCAAGCCCCAGACAGAAUGCAAGAAGGCUAGCAAGUCCAGGCUGAGGUUCCCAUCCAGUAAAAUUGCUCCAGUGCUGAAUAUGACUGAACCACACGAGAAGAUUCUCUACUCUCUCCAGGAGAGCAAUGCGGAGUCAGAGACCCUGUCCAUUUCUGCGAUGGAAUCCUUUAUUGAAAAACAGACAAAAUUACUAGAAAUGCAGCCAGGAGAAGCCCCAGAAAAAGAUCCUGAACAUGUUCCCAAAGGACAUGUGGAUGAUUACUUGUCAGAUGCAGCCGUGCCAGCCCAAGACCUCAGCAACGGUGAUCCAAGAACGGAGACAGGGUUAGCCGACACAGCCCUGGACCUGCUGCUCUUGCUGCUGACAGAACAGUGGAGGUGGUUGUGUACGGAAAACAUGCAGAAAGUUCUUCAUCUCACCUUCGGGACCCUAAUUCAGAGGUGGCUGGAGGUGCAGGUAGCUAAUCUUACAUGCCCACAGCGCUGGGUGCAGUACCUCCAGCUUCUUCAGGAAUCCAUCUGGCCUGGUGGGGUUUUGCCUAAGCAUCCGCGGCCUGCAAGGACCCAGGAGCAGAAGGCGGCAGCUGAGAAACAGGCUUUGCAGAGCCUGAUGGGCGUCCUGCCAGAUAUUGUAGUUGAAAUCCUGGGGGUGAACAAAUGCCAGCUGAGCUGGAGUCUAGUCUUGGAGUCACUACAGCAACCGCUCAUCAACAGGCAUUUGAUUUAUUGCCUCUGGGACAUCAUCCUGGAAUUCCUGGAUCUCAGUGCCUCCAUUGAGGAGUCCCCCACGGCCACCUCUGCCUCCGAGACCCCAGACAGCGCCGGGAGGACAGGUGUCCCCACUUAGGCUCAGGUCACCCGCCAUUCCUCAGAGGGUAGGGAGGAGAGUGUCUCUGCCACCCAGAGGCCACUUGGCUGGCCUGCACCCUCGGAGCUGGGCGGUGACUUGGAAGGCACAGGUCUCGGUGACACAGGUUUCCCUCAGCUCUGCUCCACUGGAGCAGCUGAGAGGGGUGUGCACGCAACUGUGUGCGUGUGCAGUUGUCGCACCUUCUCUGGUGUUCGGGGUGUCGCUCCCGGGUCGAUGUUCACAGGCAGUCUGCGAGGCGAAGGAAGGAGCCCCUUUUGCCCUCCUUCAUAAGAUUAUUGGCCAGGAGCCCAGCCCAGCAUGUACAUGCACCUAAUCCCCCAACACACACUAUCCAGGUAAACCAGGGAGAAAAGGGGUGGGUUUCCUGGGAGGAGGACACAAUCCCCUGAGCUCUCCGGUCCCACCAGGAAGCUGGAAGUUCAUGAGGACCAUUCUUGAAAGCCAGACCUGGUCCGUGGGGGGGGGGCGUCUCUCCAGGGGCUGCUUGCUCGUGGCUACGCCCCACCACAGCAGCCCUAAGGGGCAUGUGUGUCAUCGGGGGCUGCUUCCCUGGGGCUGCACUUCCCUCCCAGAAGACUUCAGAGCAGACAGCCGAAGCCUCUGGUAGACCCACCACACCUCCACACCCUUUCCUGAGAGGAGGUGCAGCACGGAUUUUAUUGCUUCUAUUUCCUUUUAGUCUCCUCCCCAGGAGCAAUUGAGCCCAGUCCUUUGUGACCCGAUUCCUUCAGCAGGAUCACAGGGGGAUCCUGUGCAUACUCAGCUCAGUGCCGCCGGUGGGAAGGGAAACACCGGCUCCACCACCGAGAAAGCCCCGAGGGCGGGAGCAGGGAGCCGGGAGCCACGGCCUUCUCUCUUCUCUGGUCUGACCGGGAACUGGAGCCCUACUGUCCGCAAGCCUACGGAGAACUGACUGCGCACAAAAAUGCUUUAACUUCCUGUCCUGAGGGGUCUAGUUAGUCUUUAGGAAUACCAGUGACAAAGGCAAAGGGGCUGUCAGGCUGCAGGGUCUUUAGGAAAAGUGGGACAGUGGGGCCCUGGCCAAGGACCUCAGUGGGUUACAGCUUUAUUCCCGGACACCAGGGUUGCAGGUUUGAUCCCGACCAGGGGGCAUAGAAAAGCAACCAAUAAAAGCAUACAUAAGAGAACAACA
Messenger RNA from Artibeus jamaicensis (Jamaican fruit-eating bat), 4683 nucleotides. RefSeq names its product sorting nexin 19 (gene SNX19). Gene Ontology annotation, molecular function: phosphatidylinositol binding. Bases 504 to 3506 code for a protein of 1000 amino acids. The transcript has 11 exons. Gene Ontology annotation, cellular component: intracellular membrane-bounded organelle; early endosome membrane. NCBI's taxonomy places the organism in Eukaryota, Metazoa, Chordata, Mammalia, Chiroptera, Phyllostomidae. The record is from RefSeq and is a predicted model, not a curated record.